Molecule: messenger RNA, 2106 nt
Organism: Myripristis murdjan (pinecone soldierfish)
Lineage: Eukaryota; Metazoa; Chordata; Actinopteri; Holocentriformes; Holocentridae
Gene: sertad4
Product: SERTA domain containing 4
Exons: 4
Coding region: 82-1236 (384 amino acids)
Cellular component (GO): nucleus
Source: RefSeq, a predicted model, not a curated record
GGGAUUUCGUUAUCACAACGCAAGUGUGGAGCCGAGAACGACGUCCGAACAAUUCCAGACUGACCUAAACCACAGAGAGAGAUGACCCUGGUUUUGUCCAUGAAUCCUUUCUUGGACCCAGAGGGCGACCCUCCGCUCACCCCUUACCAGCCCAUAUGGGAGUCAGAGCGCUGCACCAAGACCUGCCUGUCGAACCCCACCCCACCAAGCAGCCGUGGAGAGCAGUUCACACAGGAACCACACUGUAGGCGCGCACCAGAUCAUGUUUCAAUGUCGAGAAUUGCAUACUUCAAGAGGAAGUUUGUUGAUGAUGAGGAUCCUCACUUCAGCUUCAGGACAUAUUGCCAAACUGUGGCACCAGUGUUGGAAGAGCGUGCCCAUGUGCUGCGUCUCUCCUUAGAGAAGAUGCGUUUCAUUGAUGACCCUGAGGCCUUCCUUCGUCGCUCUGUCCUGGUUAACAAUCUCCUUCGUCGUCUGCGAGCCGAGAUCCUGCUCCAGAGCACUGACUGGUGUUUCCCGCCCAACCCAGGGCUCACUACUGGCCCCUGCAUCCUGCCAUCCAGUGCCAGCCCCACCCACCAGGCUCUCCAUGGAGCAGUUCCUACCCGGCUGUGCUUGGCCCCACAAGCCGGGCCACCCUUUCGCAAGCGCUUCCGAAUGGUCCGAGGAGGAGCAGGGGAGCUCCGGCCCGACUGUGCCCAGACGUGCUGUUGCAUCUAUGCAGCAGCGGCAGCUGCAGGACACUACCUCCAUCUCCCCUUCUCCUUGUAUGAUGCAACUCUUUCAACCUGUCCAUCCACACCACAUUCCUCCUCCCUUUUCCAACUGGGGGCCAACCAGAGCAGGUUAGGGUUGGCUGUGGCUGUGGAAGAUCAUGAUGAAGAGGAGGAAGAUGUUGAGGAAGAGGAAAAUGAAGAAGAGGAGGAGAGGGAGGAAGAGGAGGAGGAGGAGGAGGAUGAGGAAGAGGAUGAAGGAAGAACAGCUGGGCCAUCCACUGAUGUGGGUAAGGACAAGCCAAGCCAGAUGAGUAGGACUAGGACCUUGCUGGGUCAGAGUCAUGCACACAUGAGGACGGAGGACAGUGGCAUGAUAGAUAAGAUAGAUGAGGAGGAGGAUGUGGAGGAGGAGGAAGAUGAAGAGGAGCAGGCUGUGGGUCCUUCCCAGUGGGACUCUACUGCCCCAGAAAGAGAGCUCCACAGGGUUGGCUUUUGGCACCAUAGGGGCCAUAGACAAUAAUGUUACUCUUUAAGAGAAGACUUAUAUUGUAACUCUGUCAGAAAGGCAUUGGUAAUGUAAGAAUGGUAGCUGUCAUCAAAUGAAGAAGAUGAUCAGUGUUACCUACCCAAGGUAUAGUAAUGCCAAGUUGGCUUUGCUUUAAUUGGCUCACCAACUCGUGUGGUGCACAGAAUUAGCUCCAAAUAUCAUUGCUGAUGCUAUGGUCAAAUGAAAAUAGACAAUUCUUUGCCACUAUUGGCACUGGAAGCAUUUCUCAAACAAUUAAGGCUAAUGUCACAAGUUAUGGGAUCUCAAAUCCUCAAAACGGUGAAUUGAAGCUCGAUAUUGCACUGUCUCCAAGACCAUUUUCGAGCCCCUUUGCACAGAACUAAAAGUCUCAAAUAGGGGCUUAAUAUUGGUGCAACGGUCUUGUUUCAGGACCCUAAACUAGCCUUUGAAAUGAAGGAUGGUGGUUUGGGGGUGUGUGUGUGUAUGUCUGACUGUCUGUCUGUCAUAUAAUGUAGCAUUUUAAAUUUGAUUCAAUCAGUUGUUUUUAUUAAGUAGGUGUUACAUUUCAUUAUGUGUGCCUGUCGAUUUUGAUCUUCAGACGCUGUCUCAGGCAAUAGAUUUUCAACAAAAUGGGCUCAGACAGAGCAACUGUGCUACAGUGGCAACACGUGUGUUGUUCAGACUUUAAGAGACAACAAUCAUAACCAUUGGAAAUGUUAAAACACAGUUUCCCUAAAGAAACAAUUCUAAGUGCCUUAGUGUUUUUUUUUUUUUUUUAUAGAUAUAUGUAUAUGGUGUGUUAAUGUGCUUGUUCUUGUUACUAAGUAUCUUGCAUUUCAAGACUGCAUUUGAAUAAUACAGGACAUAGGCAUGGAUUUUUAA